CCUCGGCGACGCCGCGGGGCGGCCGGCGCCCGCCGUCUUCGUGGUGGAGGACGAGCCGCCGGCGCCCAGAGCCGCGCUGCUCCGCGUCCCCUGCGAGCUGGUGCUGGACAUGGACUUCGUGCCCGCGCUCGGCGACCCGGCGUCGCGCCCGCACCGCCGCCUGCUGCAGCGCUUCAACGAGACGAUCUCGCCCCUCUUCGUGGCGCUGCCCGGCUUCCUGCGCCUGGAGGUGACCAGCAUCAGGGCGCCCGCUGGACCCCUGCGCCGCGCUCUUCGCCUGCCGCCCCGGCUUCGACUGCGUGGCCGGGGCGGACGGCAGCGCCCGCUGCACCUCCGUGUGCCACCGCGGCUACUGCAAGAACCAGGGCAUCUGCACGCACCGCCGGGACGGCGAGCCCGCCUGCCGGUGUCCCGUCGGCAGCGACUUCUGGUUCGUGGGGCUGCGCUGCGACUACCGGGUGACGCGGCAGGGCCUGCUGGGCAUGGCCGGCGGGGCGCUGCUCGGCGUCGCCCUCCUGGGCGCCCUCGUCGCCGGCCUCGUCGUCCGCCGCGUCCGGGCGCUGCUGCUGGAGGCCACGGUGGACCGGACCGAGAGCAGCUACCGGCGGUUCUGCCGCCCGGACGAUGUGGCAGUGCAGCACUGGUCUCAGCCCUGGCUCGCUUCGGCCAAUUCUCUGGACAAUCCUGCGUUCAGCAACUCCGAAGAGCUGCUCCAGUUGCAGAUCCUGGACAACGGUUGCUGCAGCUGCAGGGAAAACUUGGCAGUCGCCACCAGCUACAAGCAGCACUGGCCAGUGCGCACCGUGUGCCAGCCCAGUUUCCAUCAUGAGUGGGACACAAGUUCUAGCAGCAUGAACGACCCCAUGGUCGACUCAGGAAAAGCCAGCGGCAUUUCGGUGUCGAGUUGGCCAACGGCACCCACCCAG
Rhea pennata is the source of this 926-nucleotide messenger RNA. RefSeq lists its product as uncharacterized. The record is from RefSeq and is a predicted model, not a curated record. The coding region runs from base 110 to 829 and encodes 239 amino acids. The transcript is spliced from 7 exons. NCBI's taxonomy places the organism in Eukaryota, Metazoa, Chordata, Aves, Rheiformes, Rheidae.